UUCCGGCAAUGCCACCUCCUAGUGGUAGAGCUGUUUCACAUAUGUGGUCGUAUUUCACAAAAGAACCAACCGAGAAUCCAGAUAUUUUCUUAUGCACUUGUCAAAUUUGUGAAAGUCAAGGAGUAAAGCCCUUAGUUUCAUACAAUUUCGCCAGAGGUGGUGGUACGGGAUCUUUUAACAAACAUUUGGCAAAGAAGCAUGGAAUCACAAAAGAAACUCAUGCAACAAGCGGCAGCGGGACCAUAAGUGGAACUGGAAGCCGACAGACACAUGUCCAGUGCACUGGUCCAUCAGAUGACCAGUUCCUCCACAGAAGGAACAGAAUCUGUCACUUGGAAGAUCAACGCAAGCUUUCUUCUUCUUGUUAUUCUUAA
Amaranthus tricolor (Joseph's coat) is the source of this 374-nucleotide messenger RNA. RefSeq lists its product as uncharacterized. The transcript is spliced from 4 exons. NCBI's taxonomy places the organism in Eukaryota, Viridiplantae, Streptophyta, Magnoliopsida, Caryophyllales, Amaranthaceae. The record is from RefSeq and is a predicted model, not a curated record. Bases 9 to 374 code for a protein of 121 amino acids.